Molecule: messenger RNA, 690 nt
Organism: Brettanomyces nanus
Lineage: Eukaryota; Fungi; Ascomycota; Pichiomycetes; Pichiales; Pichiaceae
Exons: 1
Coding region: 1-690 (229 amino acids)
Source: RefSeq, a predicted model, not a curated record
AUGGUUUCUGAAAGAUUUAAAGAGAAAGCUGCUUUUCGAGAGAGAAUGUCUGCCAUGAAGAAAUCGGCUGAAGUUUUGGGUCUUCGAUCUGAGAGAGAUCGGUUAAAUAGUUUGGGAUACGGUUUGGCAAAGAAGUCAAGUAUUGAUUUGGGAGUGAAAGACGAAUUGACGUUUCCUUCUCUACUACAAGAGAUUCAAAAACUCAAGAAACGCAAUAAAGAGUUGGAAUCGAAGAACAGAAAGUUAGAGUCACGUGCCAGUGUGAGCCAAGAGGCAGUGAGAUCGUACGAGAGGAAGAUGAACAAGGUAUUGAGUUCGUCCGAAGAUUACAAGAGACAAGCAAGACGAUUGAAGAGUUCUAAUCGUCAACUAGUCAAUGAAGUGAGCGAAUUAAGAAGGCAGGUGGGCAAAUAUGUUGCAGAUAUUGGAUCAAUUCGAGCACGUAAUGAAGUUCUAGUGAGUCAUAUGAGUGAUGGAAGCGAAGAUGAGGAAUAUGAGGGAAGUAAUGAGUUCGAUGAGUCUGAGCAAAGUGAUAAUCUUUUUACUCGAUAUGAAACGGGUCUUUCUGUUCCCUUGGAUACCACACAAUUGCUUAGCAUCGACCCGGAGGAACUUACUGUGGGUCAGAUUGGAAAAUUAGGCCUCAGGCAGGUCGACGACCUGGAUACAGAAAGAUUGUUGGGAUUAUAG